AUGCAAGCAGAUACUUCUCCUCACCGAUUCUGUCGAGCACUCGCCGCCAUGAACAACGUAUCCCUUACCGGUGGACCCGAAAGUCUCAAUGGCAAAAGUCUCGCCUUCCUCCAUCUUGGUGGUGUCACCGUUCUUCACAAUUGGCACGGAUUUUCCACCGUGGAUCUGGAACGGCUUGAUGUUGUGGCCCUGCAGAUUCCGUAUACACUUGACUGGGUACACCUUGCCGUCGAGCUCGACCUCAUAACUCUCCAUCACUUCCUCCACAGCCUCACCGACGUCUGUCAUUCUGACAUCGAUACCAGCAGUCUUGACACCGGUGUUUGUGGCCUCUUUCACUGCCUUCAGCAAAGGAUCGUAUCUUUCGUUGAAGGUGUGGGUCCAAGCACAGUCUAUAAUGUGUCCGUUAACAUGGACACCAAAAUCGACCUUCAUAACGUCAUCGUAUUGAUGCUAGGAAUCAUAAGACCACGACUCGUGACAGGAAGCCUGCGCGCAGUCAGAUACAACUCGACAGGAUCGAAGCCUGAUCCGAUCAGUAUUUUGAGCGGUAUCCACAAGGCUCAAAGAACCGGACAACAAGGUUCGUCGUCGUUCCUUGGCGAGAGCUCGCUCUCCAUGAGCGGGUCGUUCAAGGAACCAGACGCAUUGGAAUUUGCCACCAAGCUGCCCAUGGAAAGCAUGAUUGCCGGAAGAUCUGUUGUGGUCAAGGCCGGAGACCUGAGCAGAAGCUUCAAAAAGUUCAACGGUAUGGUUCAAAACAACAAGAUCAAGAGAAUGUUUCUUGAUCAAAGAUUCUACCUUAAGCCGAGCAAGCGGAAAUUGCACCAAAAGAUCAAAACCAAGAAGAUUCGCUUUGAUACAGGUGUCAGAAAACUACUCGGUGUGGUGCGUAACGCAGUGAGAAAGGGAUACUAG
Messenger RNA from Ogataea philodendri, 918 nucleotides. RefSeq lists its product as uncharacterized. The transcript is spliced from 3 exons. Gene Ontology annotation, cellular component: ribosome; mitochondrial small ribosomal subunit. The record is from RefSeq and is a predicted model, not a curated record. NCBI's taxonomy places the organism in Eukaryota, Fungi, Ascomycota, Pichiomycetes, Pichiales, Pichiaceae. The coding region runs from base 1 to 918 and encodes 305 amino acids. Gene Ontology annotation, molecular function: structural constituent of ribosome. Gene Ontology annotation, biological process: mitochondrial translational initiation; translation.